This is a messenger RNA of Trematomus bernacchii (emerald rockcod), 1133 nucleotides long. RefSeq names its product ras-related protein ORAB-1-like. Lineage: Eukaryota; Metazoa; Chordata; Actinopteri; Perciformes; Nototheniidae. The transcript has 6 exons. Bases 364 to 969 code for a protein of 201 amino acids. The record is from RefSeq and is a predicted model, not a curated record. Gene Ontology annotation, molecular function: GTP binding; GTPase activity.
GAGACCAAUUUAAUGUGUCCUGCUCGGAGGACGGCGCAUAUUGGCUUUUUUUGAUCAACAUGUGAUUGUAGUUCGUUGUCAACCUUACCACGGUACUUAGGAGACGUAAUUUGUGUCUGAAUAACGUUUUGUUCAUCAGUUAUUGAUCCAUGAAAUCCGAAUCUGCCAAUAUCGUUCUAACUUUACUGAACUAUAUUAGUUCCGAUUAUGCUGUUCUGCCUGCAACAACCAGUUUAGCCAGUUCUUGACACACACAACAAAAACCGAUGUGUUUUUCUCCACUACGCCGCCAGCUCUGAGGUUAUUCCGCGACGAAGUCCUGCUGCUUUCAUAGUAACAACAGUUUAUAACCCGUAGUCAACGAUGAAUCCCGAAUAUGACUAUUUAUUCAAGCUGCUCCUGAUCGGGGAUGCUGGUGUCGGAAAGUCUUGCCUCCUCCUCCGGUUUGCAGAUGAUACGUACACAGAGAGCUACAAAUUAACCAUCGGUGUGGACUUCAAGAUCAGGACCAUCGAGCUGGACGGAAAGACCAUAAAACUUCAGAUUUGGGACACGGCUGGUGCGGAACGUUUCCGCACCAUCACGUCCAGUUACUACAGAGGAGCACUAGGCAUUAUAGUAGUUUAUGAUGUGACAAAUCAGGAGUCCUUCAAUAAUGUCAAACAGUGGCUACAGGAAAUCGACCUUAACGCCAGCGAGAACGCCAACAAGCUGCUAGUAGGCAACAAGUGUGACCUCAUGAAGAAAGUCGUGGAUUACACCACAGCUAAGGAAUUUGCCGAAAACUUGGGCAUCCCCUUCUUGGAGACCAGCGCCAAGAGCGCCACCAACGUGGAUCAAGCCUUCAUGACCAUGGCGGCGGAGAUCAAGAAGAGGAUGGGCCCCGGGGCCACGGACGGGUCCUCGGAGAAGUCCAACGUGGAGAUCCAGAGCAAGCCGGUCAACACCUCCUCCGGAGGCUGCUGCUGACCCCCAUAUCUGUGAUGGUUUCAUCUGAAUAAUACCCAGAGAGAGACAUUUUGAAACAGCCUAUCUCCUCGCUGAUGGUCUUGUUUGCUCAUAUCAUGUAAAGGCAUCAGCACUAUAUUGAUUGUUUCAUAAACACAAGAUGAGAAAUCUGAGUUCUUCUUUCA